GGAGGCUUCUACUAAUUAAAUAAACUCUACGGCGAUUUCUCUCACUUUGAGGACGCCUAAGAGUAGUCAGAGACUUAUUAUCACGCAAUAUCUGCCGCCUCAUCUGCGUCACGGCCGCGUUGUCCCUCCCACUCUUCGUCCAAUCAUAGUACUGUCUCGAAAGAAGCGACGCAGCUCAUUGUGCAUUGCGACAAAAAUGAAUUAGGGUCCUGGUACCCCGCGAAUUAUGUGGCUCCGUUGUUCUACAGCAUGGGUACUAGGGACUCUUUCCCUGAACGAACGAUCGACAGAAACCGUCUUAACCAACGUAAUUUCCGCGCUCGACGUCAAGCGUACGUCCAGGAGUUAGAGCAGCGUGUCCGGGAGCUCGAGGAUGCCGGGGUGCGGGCAACAAAAGAAGUCCAGCUUGCAGCUCAGCAGGUGGAUAAGGAAAACCAACUGCUAAGAUGGCUGCUCAAAACCCAGUUCGGUGUCAACGCAGGCCAAAUCAGCAAAUUCCUUUCCGAACUCAACUAUCCCACCGAUUUCUGCAUGCAAAGCUCCGUUCGGCUAGAAGGCGGAGCGGACAUGUCUAGAGUGUCCGGGGAACCAGUAUCGAGCCUGAUAUCGACCACGAAACCUGGAGAGGUGGUCAUGCCGAGAGCGACGCAGGGUUCCCCCUUUCCAACACCGAUGAGUUCGCGGGAAGAGAGACAACAAGGCGUUGGAAUUGGCCCAGAAUCUCCAGAAUAUCAAUUCAAGUCUCCCAUUACACCGUUAGCGGGCAUAGACGCUCUGCAGUCAGGACAAGCUACAUCACAUGUUCAUUUAUUCAAUCAUGGACUCCGGACGACUCUCCAAACUCCACCUUCGCAGUCCCGAACCCAUGAGGGCCGAAAUGAAACCGAACUUGAUCAUUCCUGUCAUCUUCAGCCCGUGGAUCAGCAUCUUCGAGAUUCCUGUGCUACAUCUGAGAAAGCUACUGAUUCUUGGGCUGGAGAAACGCCGUGCGAGGAAGCCGCGAGAAUCAUUGCGAGUCUUCGCGGGCCGAACACCCAGAGCGAUGUAUGGAGUGAGUUGGGUUGUGGCACAAGUCAAAGCUGCAGGGUUAAGAACCUCUCGGUUUUCGAGCUGAUGGAUAUGCAAUGAUCAUUCCGUGGGAUUAUGCUCCUUUACUCGGCACUGUGGACAUUCUCCUCGAAUGGACUUUGCGAACUUUACAUGCUGAGUCUUUGGGCGUAGGCAUAGAUCCCGUUGCAUUUCGCGUAAUGGUAUCGGCCUAAUAUGUGUUUCAUUGUCUAGACUCUCCAUUUAAUGACAUGCCUCUCCAUGGAUUCAGGAGGCUGCCUGAUUGCGCAUAGCCAAGCUGAUUGUUUCAAUACGACUUCUACUUAGCUUCCUUUCCACAGUAUGUCUUCCCGCUUCAAUUUGGAUUGAGUCACGCGAUGUCAGAAUUCUUCUCAAGGAAUGAACAGUCAUGACGAUGAAACACAGAAAAGUUCCGGACUCCCUCCAGCCCAACCACAAGCAAGCCCGGUAUCAGGCAGAAGCUUGGACUCCAAUAAUCCAUAAAAUUCUGUCACGUACCGUUGUCCUCUCACGCAGUUCUCAUUUCUCCUUCGUAAUGACCAUGUCCUCGGUUGGUGAUGCAUCAAUGCUCUCUCUAUCACCGUGAUAUCUUUCUGCCAGCUCCUCCAACGUUUGACGCUUUGUCUCUGGAAUCAGCAGGGUGGUGAAUACUCCACAAAGCAUGAAGAGAGCAAAAAUUUCCAUGACGUGAUUCAGCCACUUGUUCGUGCCAGUCUUGUUCCUUAGGGGCCCAAUUAAGGCCUGAGCGAGGACAGCACCGACUUUUCCCGCAGCGGCUGAGAUACCGUGCGCUGUCGACCGAAAGCGUGUGGGAUACACUUCGCCAGGGACUAGAGAAAUUAGCUCUCAACGAUGAAAUUUCGCCAAUAGCCUCACCAAUGAACGUCGUAGAGUUUGCCCCGAAGUUGGAAAAGAAUUGGCAAAGGACGUACAACGCUAGGAGCGUAUGUGACGAUAGUGAAUGAUAGGCAAAUCCGAUGACGCAGAACAAUAUCGUCAGAAUAAUGAAGCUGGC
Molecule: messenger RNA, 2083 nt
Organism: Exophiala dermatitidis NIH/UT8656
Lineage: Eukaryota; Fungi; Ascomycota; Eurotiomycetes; Chaetothyriales; Herpotrichiellaceae
Exons: 2
Coding region: 250-1128 (292 amino acids)
Biological process (GO): regulation of DNA-templated transcription
Molecular function (GO): DNA-binding transcription factor activity
Source: RefSeq, a predicted model, not a curated record